CAGGAUGCUGAGAGAGGCUGCUGGGGUGAAUGGAGGCGACAAGAUGCCGUCUAGAGCAGCGAAGGAGAGGAAAUAACAUCGAUAAAGAUCUGACUUUGAUGUGCUCCACCUUUUAAGGCAUGAAAUAAGUCACCCAUGUGUGGUUCACAAAGUGAAAGCAUUCUCAUUUCAACGUACCCCUGUUAAGGACCCUCUGGUGGCUUCGAUUCACAGGACAUGUACGGCAGUGCCAGAGCUGUAGGCCAUAUAGAGAGCAGCCCCGCACGGUCCCCGCGCCUGCCAAGGUCCCCCAGACUGGGCCAUCGGAGGGCCAACAGUAGGGGCGGGGGUAGUGCGGGGGGCAAGACGCUCUCCAUGGAGAACAUCCAAUCCCUCAAUGCUGCCUAUGCUACGUCGGGGCCCAUGUACUUCAGUGACCACGAGGGCGUGGGCUCCACUGCCACCUACCCCAAAGGCACUAUGACUCUGGGUCGCGCCACCAGCCGGGCCAUGUACGGGGGACGCGUCACAGCCAUGGGCAGCAGCCCCAACAUUGCUUCAGUGGGGCUGCCUCAUGCUGACCUUCUGUCUUACAGUGACCUGGGCUCCCUCUCCAUGCUGCAUCCCCACCACCACCAGGGGGUUCCCUCGGCCCUGCUGAGGCAGGCAGUGCGAAGCAGUGGGGGGGAGCUGCUGGAGAUGCAGGCCCAGUUCAGGGAGAUGCAGAGGGAGAAUGAGAUGCUGCGCAGGGAGCUUGACCUGAAGGACAGUAAAUUGGGAUCUUCCACCAACAGCAUCAAGAGCUUCUGGAGUCCUGAGCUGAAGAAGGAGAGGAUAAUGAGGAAAGAAGAGGCGGCACGCACAUCAAUCCUUAAAGAGCAGAUGAGAGUCACUCAUGAGGAGAACCAGCUGCUGGAUGCCAGGAGAACCAAGCACCUCCAGAUGACCAUCCAAGCUCUGCAGGAUGAGCUGCGCACACAGCGAGACCUGAACCACCUGCUGCAGCAAGAGAGUGGUAACCGUUCUGGCUCUGAGCACUUCACCACCAUCGAGCUGACAGAGGAAAACUUCCGUCGGUUGCAGGCCGAACACGACAGGCAGGCCAAGGGGCUCUUCCUGCCGGGAAAAACACUGGAAAUUGAGACCCAGAAACAGACACUGGGUGCUAGAGAUGAGUCCAUUAAGAAGUUGCUGGAGAUGUUACAGAGCAAAGGGCUUCCCCCGGGGCCAGGCAGAGCAUCUGAGGAGGAAGAGCAAGAGAGAGCCAGACGUAUUGCUGAGGCAGAAGCCCAGCUGGGACACCUAGAGGUCAUUCUGGAUCAAAAGGAGAAGGAGAACAUUCAUCUGCGAGAGGAAUUGCACAGAAGAAAUCAGCUGCAUCAAGAUCCAAGCAAAACCAAGGCACUGCAGACCAUCAUAGAGAUGAAAGACACCAAAAUUGCCUCUCUGGAGCGCAACAUCCGAGAUCUGGAGGAUGAGAUCCAAAUGCUGAAGGCAAACGGCUUACUGAACACAGAGGACAGAGAGGAGGAGAUCAAACAGAUGGAGGUCUACAAGAACCACUCUAAGUUUAUGAAGACCAAGAUCGACCAGCUGAAGCAGGAAUUGUCAAAGAAAGAGUCGGAGCUGCUGGCUUUGCAGACAAAACUAGAGACCCUCAACAACCAGAACUCAGACUGCAAACAGCAUAUCGAGGUGCUCAAAGAGUCUCUCACUGCCAAGGAGCAACGUGCUGCCAUCUUGCAGACAGAGGUGGAUGCUCUGCGUCUGCGCCUGGAGGAGAAAGAGUCCUUCCUGAACAAGAAAACCAAGCAGCUGCAGGACCUGACUGAGGAGAAGGGCACUCUUGCCGGAGAAAUCAGGGACAUGAAGGACAUGUUAGAGGUCAAAGAAAGGAAGAUCAAUGUCCUGCAAAAAAAGAUUGAGAACCUGCAGGAGCAGCUGCGGGACAAAGACAAGCAGCUGGGGAACCUGAAGGACAGGGUGAAGUCUCUGCAGACUGACUCCAGUAACACUGACACUGCCCUGGCCACACUGGAGGAAGCGUUGUCAGAGAAGGAGAGGAUUAUAGAACGUUUAAAGGACCAAAGGGAGAGAGAAGACAGAGAACGCCUGGAAGAAGUGGAGUCCUAUAAGAAGGAGAACAAGGAUCUGAAGGAGAAGGUCAACAGUCUGCAGAUAGAGUUAACAGAGAAAGAGUCCAGUCUCAUCGAUCUGAAGGAACAUGCUUCAUCCCUGGCGUCUUCAGGCCUCAAGAAGGAUUCAAAGCUCAAAUCACUGGAGAUCGCCAUCGAGCAGAAGAAAGAGGAGUGUAGUAAGUUGGAGACGCAGUUGCAGAAGCAAGCUGAGCAGCUAUUCAGUCACAUGAACAAUCCUAAGGCCCACGAGGUGGAGCAGCAGUCAGGCUCCAGAGGGAACCCAGACUACGUGGACCGAGUGAAGCUGCUGGAGAAGGAGGUGAGCUACUACAAGGAUGAGGCCAGCAAGGCUCAGGCAGAGGUGGAGAGGCUGCUGGACAUCCUGCGGGAGGUAGAGACCGAAAAGAAUGACAAGGACAAGAAAAUCGCAGAGUUGGAAAGCCUUGCUCCCAGACAAGGAGGCAAAGACCAGACUAAGAAGGGUCCAAACAUCAAAAUGGGAUCACAAGGGGACAAGAAAGGCUUAGGUCAGGACCUUCGUAAAGACAGCUCCAUGGAUAGCGGUCAUCACUUAAAGUUGGAGGAGCUAAUGAACACCUUGGAAAGGACAAGGCAGGAGCUGGAUGCCACCAAGCAGCGUCUCUCCUCCACACAGCAGUCCCUGCAGGAGAGGGACACCCACCUCACCAACAUGAGACAAGAGCGCAGGAAACAGCUGGAGGAGAUCCUGGAGAUGAAACAACAAGCCCUGCUGGCAGCCAUCAGCGAGAAAGAUGCUAAUAUUGCACUGCUGGAACUAUCUGCCUCCAAUAAGAAGAAGACCCAGGAGGAGGUGCUGGCCCUCAAGAGGGAGCGGGACAAACUGAUGCACCAGCUCAAACAACAUACACAAAGCCGAAUGAAGCUGAUAGCUGACAACUAUGAAGAUGAGCAGUAUCAUCCACAUGGUCCUCACCACAUCCAACCUCAACCGCCACACACUCAACCUCAACCCCAGCCCCAGUACACCCACCCUCCUCAUGCCCAGCAGACUCCAUAUCCACAUGCCCCACAUCCACAACACCCUCAGCACCCACAGGCCCCGCCACAGCACCCACAUGCCCAGCAGCCACAGCCACAGUACCCUCACCCUCCCCACCAACAGCACCCCAUGCAGCACCCUCAGCACACCCAACCACCACUCCAGCAGCACCCACGUCCCCCACAGCCCCAACACCCUCACCAACAGCACCCCCAGCACCCCCCACAGCACCCGCAUGGACAUCCUCCUCCUCUGCAGCACCCUCACCCGCAUGGCCCUCCCCAACAAGGACCACAUCCCCAACACCCGCAUCCGCAGCAUCCUCAGCACCCACAGCACCCACAGCACCCACACCAUGCCCAGCAUCCGCGUCACCCAUCGCCCCAUCAUCGUGGAGGGCCACCCCGAGGACCUCCACAUGCCGGUCACCGCCCCUCCAUGGACCAGGAUGAUGAGGAGGGUAUUUGGGCAUAAUCCUUGCAGUGACAACCAAAGCUCUAUUGUUGUUUUGGAGGGAUGAUUCAGUCACUACUGGGGGAGCACAGCCAUGCCAUGAUGUUGAAACACUAACCGAUCAAACAUGUAUUACCUCCACUCAAUCAACAAUGGGACUUUUGUUUAUUUUCUGGGGAAGAGGAGGGUGCACUCAGGUGUGCAGGUCAUGUGGGGAGCAGGUGACCUGGGACCUUUUCUUACACUUCCACCAUACAGGAUCACAGAUAUGGGACUGACUGGAUAGAAAGAGGCAGAUGCUGAUGUUCAUGCAGAGACCGAUGGGCUCUGUGACUUUUGAAUGGCAGCCCUGUUUCAGGUCUCACUAAGGUUACCUUACCUGUGUAUCACCUGCUGAAUGCUCCACCUCUUCAGGCCAACAACGCACUCUUGAUCCUCCUAGCAGAGAUUUCAUGACUGUCUGCCGGCCCAGUAUUUUUUGCUUUAUCCACUGGUUCAAGAUUAUGGUCGUCUUGCUGUCUGUUUCACCUGCCUGGCUGACUCCUCUGGCUCUGGUUGGCUCCUCCCUGCCUGAUUCUGUCAUGGUUUUUUUUAAUCCUCACUGCCCCGCUGACCCAGCUGGUGACAUCUGACCCCUCUGCCUGGCUAUCAUGUGUAUCUCUUCUCUUUUUUUACUCAUGCGAAUAUGCCAAUGAGCUGUAUUUACCCUCUGUGACACAAAGUAGUUUCCCUUCACUAGCAUGUCUCUCACACGCAUACCAGAGCUGAACAAUUUUAGGUCUUUUGUUGUCAUUCCUUGUUGGCAAAAGGAAGAGCUUUGAGCUGACUGAUAGUAUGCCUUUAGCCUUGCCUGCAGCAUCGGGGGGUAUCCACGUCUGCAUGCACAGGGCCCUCUGGUUCUUGGGUUUUGCUUUAGCCUCAAAGCUGCAGUUGCCAUCAGUGUUUCUCUUCUUGUUACCUCAUUUUAAUCAGAAGUAGUCAGAAAAGGAAUCAAUCUAUGCAGACGUCAACAUAGCAUGAAUGCAUUAUUUCCCCAUCUUUACUCAGAUUUGUCAAAGUGUAAUUAGCCAACCAAUCAGAGCGGCCAAGAGAGCGGUCAGACAAUAUUCAUCAGAUUAUCCUGAGUUACUGAGACUAUACACCUAUGCACCUCCUCCUCCGUGUUGCAGGACUUUUUACUAAUGGUGCUUCUGCUGGUGCUCGAGCUAAAUGGUGUCAGAAGACCUGGUCAAGAGCAUCUUGCGGUCCUUUCACAGUAAAAGGACUAACUCUUACAAUGGGCUUCAUAAACAACUGUUAAAGACUGCUUUGUACAUAUGAUUUGACAGCGGGGUUGUUUGUGAACAACAGUCAAUUCAAGACCCACACAGAGGUGAUGUCCCUCUCUGAACACUGCUACUAUAAAUACCAUUAUAGAUUAUGAAGUGGAGGCAAUGUCAGCAGUUGUUUUUCCUGCAGGUCUAUUUAUACCAUUGACACCCCAGUCUCUGACCUAUGGUGUGCUCCUGCUCCCCUCUCCUGUUCUCUUUCAGCAGUAGUCCGUGUGACCUCCCCAAUCAUAGUGACUUGUUUUCUCCUCCUCAACAAGGUGGCCUGUGCCUCAUAAAAACAUGUACACAUAUAUGAUAGAUAUGCAUAUAUUAUACAUAUAGAGAGAAAUCUAUAGAGUGUGUCUAUAUGUGGUCGGAAAAUUGCUUCAAACUGACAAGAUACUAUAUGUUUUUUCUUCAUGGUUAUUUUUCUAACUGGCUGGAGGUCAGAGAGGUGUUUUAUUUAAAGUGUUGAGUGGUGUGACUUUCCUCUGAUUUGUAAAUUGAGAGAAAACUCCUCAGCAGCAAGUAACAUUCCCUGUCUGAAAAUACAGGACAGCCCAAAAGAAAAAAAAAAGUGCUUCAGAGCAGUUUAUGGAAAAUAGAUGUGUAUCUAAAUCUAUCUAGAAGUCUAGAAAAGAUGACAUUAUUACAUUCCUUUCCAAAUGUGAAUA
Monopterus albus (swamp eel) is the source of this 5575-nucleotide messenger RNA. RefSeq names its product ELKS/RAB6-interacting/CAST family member 2 (gene erc2). The transcript has 21 exons. Gene Ontology annotation, biological process: neuromuscular synaptic transmission; maintenance of presynaptic active zone structure; regulation of synaptic plasticity. The coding region runs from base 217 to 3612 and encodes 1131 amino acids. Gene Ontology annotation, molecular function: structural constituent of presynaptic active zone. Lineage: Eukaryota; Metazoa; Chordata; Actinopteri; Synbranchiformes; Synbranchidae. Gene Ontology annotation, cellular component: cytoskeleton of presynaptic active zone. The record is from RefSeq and is a predicted model, not a curated record.